UAUUUGUAAUAAAGAAAUCAUUUUCAAAGCAAAUAUUUGCAUCAUAAAAGAAUUUCUUAUUAAAAGUGAUUGUCUAACGUUUUGUUAUUGCUCCUGCAGAUUUUUUGGGUGAUUUAAUCAUUUAACAAUCUGAAUCUGAAGAAUCGAAAGGAUCAAUAAUCAAGAAUCAUGCCGCGCGGAAAGUACGUGAAUCACAAGGGUCGUUGUCGCCAGUUCACCCCCUCGGACAUUUUGCAGAUGGAGCUGGAGUGGAUUCGCCAGGACGACGAUGACGACUACGAGGUCGAGGUGAAGAGUCAGCUUUCCUUUGACUUGCAGGAGGAGGAGGAGGACGCCGAGGAGGAGGAGGAACCCUCCGUUGGAGUCCACAACCUCAUCGAGAUCUCCAAUCCGAAUCGCUUGCCGCGCCAGAAACCCAUGAAUCUGCUGAUUACGAUGACCGCCAGUAGGGAUCAGCCUUCGAAGGACCAAACUCAAAGGAGGCUGCGCGAAAGGAAGCAAUCUGAUCAUCGUCUGAGGAGCAAGGAAACGGUGGCCGACUUGGCCCGUUUGGCUUUGGUUCGCAAGGAGCGGGAGGCGGCUGCCCAGCGCCGUUUGGCCGCCAAAAAGGCAGCCGCCGAGGCCAUCGCCGCCUCCAAUUCGGAUUCCUCGAUGAAGAGGUCGAGUCCCAAGUCAUCCGAAGAUUCGGCGGAAGUCCUGGUUGUCCCAUCAAAACCCUACCAAAGGAAGAUCCGUUCUAGCCGAAAGAAGUAAAAGGCCCAACUAGUUAAUAACUAGUAAUCACACGAAGACCCAAACCAAAAUAACAUCAGAAAAAAAAGUUUGGAUUGAAACCCAUUCAUAAAAUCGAGUGAAAACGUCAGAAAUGAAUAGAAAAACGCCUCUUAACAGAGAAGCAAAAUUCCAAAACACAUAAACCCAAAAUCGACGAUAAAACCUGAAAAUCAAAUCAAGCAGGCGUCGAAAAUUCCAAAACUCGAAUUCUCAGUCUGGAAAAGAAGCAAUGAUCAAGGAUGUUUCUUCAUUUCGAUGUUGGUUUUCUCGAUUUUUACUAAUAAACAAGAAAACGCAAAAAAAUAAA
This is a messenger RNA of Drosophila takahashii, 1081 nucleotides long. RefSeq names its product 28 kDa heat- and acid-stable phosphoprotein-like. Lineage: Eukaryota; Metazoa; Arthropoda; Insecta; Diptera; Drosophilidae. The record is from RefSeq and is a predicted model, not a curated record.